AUGUCGUCCACCAGCAACGCCUCCAUUGACAAGUUCAACGGAGACAAUUACGCAACGUGGAGCCGGUACAUGCGCGGUGUGUUUUUGACGAAGUCCGUCUGGCACGUUGUCAACCGUGAAGUGACUCCGACUUUCACCGACCCGCGAGCGUCCGAUGACUACGUCAAGGCAAGCAACGUCGCGUUUGGUAUGAUGCUGCUGCACAUGAACGCGGACUACCAUCAUGUGCUGGACAACUGCGAGGAAGCCUGGGUUGCGUGGACAAGUCUGAAGACGCUGUACGGUGGGUCGCAGAAGGCAGGACGCAUCUACCUCAAGCGACAACUUUUCAGUAUCAAGAUGGCUGAAGGCGCGAACGUCAUGCAUCACUGCAACGAGGUCCUCAACAUCUCCGCCAAGCUUAGCGGCAUCGGUGCGAAGAUGGAAGACGAAGACGUUGCAAUUUGUCUGCUACUCAGUCUUCCGAAGAGCUACGAAAAUGUGGUGCUCAACAUGGAAAUGAGCAGCACCGAGCUUCGCACUCAAGAUGUGGUGAGAGUCCUGACGAAUGAGCAUGCCAAGCGUCAAGGAGCAAAAGGGACAACGACAGCGACUACGGUGAAGGCUGAAGAUGCAAGCAAGGCAUUCAGCGCCGAGCGUGAGCCCUACCAAUGCACGUAUUGUGGCAAGGUGGGACACACGGUGGAUCGUUGCUGGACAAAGCAGAAGAACGAAGGUCGGGGAGCCCGACGCGGCGGCAAUGGUCGUGGACGCGGGGCUAACAAUGUCCAGUGGGGACAUCAUGAUGAAGGCAAUGGCUACGAUCGAGUGGCGUUUGCAGUCUUGUUCGAAUGUGGAGUUUCGACGAGCAAGGACGUGUCUGGAAUGUGGGCCGUCGACAGUGGUGCAACGCACCACAUUUGCCACGACAAGACCAAGUUCGCAAGUUUGGCAGAGCGCAAUGAGGGCGAACUCUUGGUGGCUGAUGGCAACAAGGUGGCCAUCAAGGGUGUGGGAACCAUCAUGGAAAAGGUGGUUCUGCCCAACGGUGAAGAGCGUGAGAUCGAAAUCAAGAACGCGCUAUAUGUUCCAAGUAUGAGCAAGAACCUGCUCUCGGUGCCACAGAUUAACAGCCAUGGCAAGUUUCAAGUCAUGUUUGACGGGUCCAAGAUGUAUGUGACUCUCAAGAACUCACAGCAAGUGGUGGCGACAGCGGAUCUCGUGGAUGGACUCUACUGGCUUCGGACGACUCAACGAUCAGCGAAUGUGACAACAAGUGGAACCAGUUGUGCCGAUCUACAUGCGAGAAUGGGUCAUGCUCCAGUCGAUGUACUUCGCAAGAUGAUCGCGACCAACAUGAUCAAGGAUGUGCGAGUCCCUCUCAAGUCGGGUGGAGCAACUACAUGUCGAGGAUGUCAACAAGGGAAAAUGGUCCAAAAACCAUUUCCAAGCAACCGAGACAAGCGCAGCUACGAUACGUUUGAGCUACUUCAUCUGGACAUCUGCGGGCCCAUGGAAAAGGAUUCGCUCGGUGGCAGCAAAUAUUUGCUGCUGAUCAUCGACGAAGCCAGUGGAUGCAUGAAGGGCUUUUGUCUACGAGUGAAGUCCGAGAGUGAAGACUACAUCCGGAAAUAUAUCACCAUGGUACAGACGCAAUUCUGUAAGAAGGUCAAGUUCGUGCGACACGACGGAGCUCGCGAGUUUGCAACCAACUCGCUUCAACUGUUCUACGAAGACGAAGGCAUUGAACAGCAGACAACGGUGCCGUAUGCACAUCAAACAAACGGAACAGCAGAGCGUGCCAUUAGGACUAUUGUCACGAUCGGUCGCAGCAUGCUUCAUCAUGCCAAACUGGACAAGUGUUUCUGGGCCGAAGCAGCGAUGACGGCCAUCUACGUCAAGAAUCGACUGCCGUCACCUAAAGUCGUGCACAAGACCCCGUUUGAGAUCGUCUACAACUUGAAACCAAGCGUCAAGCACAUGCGAACAUUCGGGUGUCAGACAUACAUACUGACGCCUAAAGAGAAUCGACUCAAGUGGGAUCCAAAGGCUCGCGCUGGCAUAUUCGUGGGCUACGAAGAAGUUUCGAAGGCAUAUCGUGUUUAUGACAUCGAGGCGGGGCAGGUGGUUAUCAGCCGCGAUGUCAACUUCGACGAGUCCACCUUUGGACUUCAACUGCCGAUCACUGAUGAAGAUGUCGAUGACCUGGACUUCGAAUUGCUGGAUCUUGAUGACGAAGAGCUGCGUCAAAUGGAGUACAAGCAAACAGGCAAGCGCAAGAACCGACUCAAUGAUGAAGAUACAGCAGCUCCACGACCGCGUGCAGUGCGUCAACGACCAGGACUAGAAGAGUCAAGCGCGCCGGAAAACAACUCGUCACGACAAGAAGAAGACGAAGAAACGAAGGAUUCUGGUGAUUCAACACCGCCUGUGCUUUGGCGUGCGAUUGCAAAUGCCGUUGAAGCAGCAGUGGACUUAUCAGAACCCUCAACAUUUGAAGCAGCAGUAAGCGGCCCUGACCAAGUGCACUGGAGAAAAGCAAUUCAUGCAGAGCUCGAGUCAAUGCGACUUCGCGGUGUGUUUCGUGCAGCCAAGCUGCCCAACGGACAACGCGCCAUUGGCACAAAAUGGGUGUUCAAGAUCAAGCGCAAGGCGGAUGGGUCAAUCGAGAAGUACAAGGCAUGA
Messenger RNA from Peronospora matthiolae, 2664 nucleotides. Lineage: Eukaryota; Oomycota; Peronosporomycetes; Peronosporales; Peronosporaceae. The record is from the annotation of a GenBank genome assembly.